AUGUCUACCCAAGUUCUUAAAGUUGGUGUAUUAACAGUUAGCGAUCGUUGCUCUAAUGGUAGUGCUGAAGAUAAGAGUGGCCCUAACUUAAUACGAAUCAUUCGAGAAGAUGGCAGUUUUGGAGAAAAUCCCAACAUUGUUUACAAAUGUGUAGCAGAUGAAGUAGAUGAUAUCAAGGCCGUUCUGCUAGAUUGGUCAGAUAAUGUAAAGGUGCACUUAAUCCUUACUACAGGUGGUACGGGAUUUGCUGCUAGAGACGUCACACCUGAGGCUACAAGUCAAGUCAUUGAUCGAGAAGCACCUGGAUUAGUUAUUGCAAUGAUUACCAAGUCACUCAACGUAACACCGAUGGCCAUGUUAUCGAGACCUGUUUGUGGCUUCAGAAAACAAACCCUUAUAGUUAACUUUCCUGGCAGUAUGAAAGGAUCUCAGGAAUGUUUUGAAUUUAUUAAACCAGCUCUACCCCAUGCACUUGACCUUAUCCAAGACUCAUCUGAACGAGUUGUAGCAGCACAUAAAGAAAUACAAAGUGUUGAGGGUUCGGUAUCACACACCUGUCCUCAUGGUCGCCAUCAUAAGCAUAAAACCCAGGAACAAAUGGGAGAUAUGCGUACAGAUCAGAAACAAACACGAUCUCGUGAGGACUUUUAUAAAGUAGCAGAACGGGCUAGACAGUCUCCAUUUCCAAUGUUACCUGUUCAAGAAGCUAUAAAAAUUGUGCUAGAGCAGGCUAAAUCUGUUGGAGAAGAACAAACCAAGAAUCUAUUAGACGCUCAUGGACGUGUUUUAGCAAGCGAUGUUUACGCUACAGAUCCUGUUCCCCCUUUUCCAGCAUCAAUCAAAGAUGGCUAUGCUGUGGUAGCGGCUGAUGGACCUGGAAAACGUUCCGUUAUUGGGCCUAUCACUGCUGGCGAUAUGUCCGAUGUCAGAGUUAAACCUGGCUGUAUUGCGCGAAUUAGUACUGGAGCAGUAGUGCCAGAAGGUGCUGACGCAGUCGUACAAGUAGAAGAUACAGAACUCUUUCAAUCCUCUGAUGAGGGUGCUGUCGAGCUGUCUGUUAAAAUAUUAUCAGAGCCAAAAGUUGGUCAAGACAUUCGUCCUGUUGGCUUUGAUAUCAAAGCUGGAGAAAAAGUUUUAUCUGCUAAUGAUUACAUUGGCUCCGCAGAGUUAGGAAUCUUAGCAACUGUUGGCUGUACAAGUGUUAAAGUUUAUAAAUCUCCCUUAAUAGCUAUAUGCUCAACGGGUAACGAAGUGUGCGAUCCUGGUGUGCCCUUAGGUGUCGGCCAAAUUAGAGAUAGUAAUCGUUUUAGUAUCAUUAGCCUGCUAAAAUCCGAAGGCUUCGAAACUGUAGAUAUGGGAAUAAUAAGAGACAGUCCAGACGAGGUAUCUAUGAAAUUUAAAGAGCUGCUAUCAAAAUUUGAUGUGAUUGUUACUUCGGGUGGUGUAUCAAUGGGUGAAAAAGACUACUUAAAAGGUGUUCUCCGCGGUGUACUCGAUGCAACGAUUCAUUUCGGACGUGUUUUCAUGAAACCAGGAAAACCUACAACGUUUGCUACGGCGUCAUUUAAUGGAAAAACUAAAUUAAUAUUUUGCCUGCCUGGCAACCCAGUAUCUGCAGUUGUAACGUGCCAUCUGUUUGUAAUUCCUGCAUUACGAAAAAUGGCCGGAUAUUCACGACCUCAGGCCUCUAUCGUCAAGGCUAAAUUGGGAUUUGGAAUAAAUUUGGAUGCCCGACCUGAAUAUCAUCGUACUGUUUUAUCCUGGCCAAGUCAAGAAAAUCUACCAAUAGCUAGUACUACUGGUAGUCAAUGCAGUAGUCGUAUUACUAGUAUGCGUAGUGCUAAUGCCUUAUUAAUGUUACCACCAAAACAGGAUAACCUGAAAAGGCUGGAGAUUGGUAGUAUUGUUGAUGCAUUGAUGAUUCAUAAAUUGUAG
Messenger RNA from Trichoplax adhaerens, 1935 nucleotides. RefSeq lists its product as uncharacterized. The record is from RefSeq and is a predicted model, not a curated record. Gene Ontology annotation, cellular component: cytosol; cytoplasm. NCBI's taxonomy places the organism in Eukaryota, Metazoa, Placozoa, Uniplacotomia, Trichoplacea, Trichoplacidae. The transcript has 19 exons. The coding region runs from base 1 to 1935 and encodes 644 amino acids. Gene Ontology annotation, biological process: molybdenum incorporation into molybdenum-molybdopterin complex; Mo-molybdopterin cofactor biosynthetic process. Gene Ontology annotation, molecular function: molybdopterin molybdotransferase activity.